This is a messenger RNA of Cuscuta epithymum, 948 nucleotides long. The record is from the annotation of a GenBank genome assembly. NCBI's taxonomy places the organism in Eukaryota, Viridiplantae, Streptophyta, Magnoliopsida, Solanales, Convolvulaceae.
UCAGGGCUGUGGGGCGGGGGGGAUCUCGUCCAACUAAGGGAAAUAAGUGGUUAGUGCAGGAAAAGACAGGACAAGCAUGUGAGUCAGGGGGCACAACGUGGUUCUCUAGUGCAGGAGACAGCUGGGAUUCUAGUGCAGACGAGCAAGGCUUGAUGCUACUGGGGCAGGCGAAUGAGUGGAUUUCUCAUGUGUCAAUCAUGACCAACAAAAAGGAUGACACCUCAUCCCUGAGGGGCCCCAACACCGACCGGACGGCACGAUGGGGAUGUAAAUUGGACUAUAAUUACAAUCUGACAGAUAGAGAGUGGGGCUCCGUCCCCGAUACUUGCAGAGGCCCUAUGCAUUUUUAGCAUAGUAACCUCUCAUCGCAGUUGUCGGGAUUCGAACCCAGGACCUAACCCUUGUGACACUCCCUCGCUACCAGUUGAGCUACGCCCACCGGUGAAACUAAGGUAUGGGUAAACUUUUUAUGAUGACUAGCUCCACCGCUUUCACGGCCCCUUAUCCCAGAAACCCAACUUUGGUUUGGCCCUACGGGUUAGUAUACACCGUUUGGCCCUACCACUUGAACGGUUUUUUGGGGGAGCAUAGUUCCACUGGUGCUAGUGGGACUCGAACACGAGACCUAUCCUAUGCAGGGGUAACCUCACAACCAGUUAGGCUGGAAGUGAUGGUUUCAAUCAUGACCAGCAAAUAGAGAGGAAGUUGCAGGAGACUAGAAGAGAAGGAGAACUUGGGAGGCACAAGCAGGAGAGGAUCUGACAGGUGAGGAGUUGGCACUCACAAUCCAAAUAAUGGGAGGGAGGCAGGUCGGGAUACCAGGCCUGCCAGGGUAUGUGAGGUGUGCUUCUCUGACAUGUUGCAGCUUUGGUGUGCUCUGUGGAGGCUACUAUCAUUUGCUUUUAUUUUAUUUGGUUUGCUUUUCUGAUUCAGACUCGGUCAUUGAGU